Dacryopinax primogenitus is the source of this 3751-nucleotide messenger RNA. RefSeq names its product cytoplasmic dynein heavy chain 1. The transcript has 13 exons. Gene Ontology annotation, molecular function: dynein light intermediate chain binding; minus-end-directed microtubule motor activity; dynein intermediate chain binding. Gene Ontology annotation, cellular component: dynein complex. Lineage: Eukaryota; Fungi; Basidiomycota; Dacrymycetes; Dacrymycetales; Dacrymycetaceae. Gene Ontology annotation, biological process: microtubule-based movement. Bases 7 to 3636 code for a protein of 1209 amino acids. The record is from RefSeq and is a predicted model, not a curated record.
GCACAUAUGGCUCUAUCUCCAACUGAAGGCACUCUCCCAUCGUUCUCGUCGACACUAUCACCCUCCGAUUCAACCCCUGUCGCAAACGGUUCCGCGUCGUUGCAGCCUGGCAAUAAUGGACAUGCCCAUCCGCCAGGAGCCACGCUGCAAUUCGACACCGCCGUCUUCAAACAUUAUUUAGAACUUCUGCUAACGGCCGUGGUGGGAUCUUUACCAGAGGAGCUUGAGAGCAUAUGGAAUGAUGAGGAAUGGGAAGCGAAAGUCGAGCGGUUUGCCGAGGACUCCAGCUCGGGAAUGGGUGCUCUGUACGUGGUCAAGAUGCAAAAACCGGCAGAAGAUGACGCCCUUCCGCCCGCAUAUACCUACCAUUUAACUUCGACACUCUCCUAUGACCCUCCUCCUGCAGCAACCUUGGCAUUGAUCAAGCGCCAACCUACGCUCGACUCCUCUAUUCCCCUCGCUCAACAACUGCAUAUGCUCAACUUAUACUCCCCAGCGGAAGGAUCAGCGCCCUACGAGUCGCUGCACUCGCUGGUGCAUCUCGGCGUCGCACCCUGGUUCGACGCAUAUGUUUCGCGAAAAGGCGGUGGACGCGAGCUCAAAGGAGGUGGUGCGCUCACAGGCACGGGAAAGGAGGAUCGGCAAGCCGGUGUACCACUCACGAAGCGCAAGUUCGCCGAACUCGAGCUCAGUCUGCUGCACCUCCAGCAAAACGUAGAGAUUCCUGAAAUCCAUCUUGCCGUCAAUCCUUACAUUCAACGCGCUGUUGAUCAGGCAUAUGCACGAGACGAAAAGCCCACCAUCGACGACCUUCCACCUGACUUGCUCGUCGAUUCAACCUUCCUGAACCGUCUGCAAUCGGACGUGAACUCGUGGAUCAAACAGAUCCAAACAGUGACACGCCUCGACCGCGAGGUGUCAUCUGGAACUGCGUCCCAAGAAAUCAACUUUUGGCUUGGUUUGGAACGCGAGCUGGAACACGUCGACAACCAAUUGAACGACGAUGGUGUGCGCAUGAUCAUGGAGGUUUUGAGGUCAGCCAAGCGGUACCGAGCGACAGUCGGGUUUCAUGCCGACACUGGUCUGAAUGACCAUAUGGCACGAGUACGAAACUACAACAACCUCAUGAAGGAUUUCCCACUAAACGAGCUCUUAUCCGCCACCGACUUGGAUAAGAUCAGCGAUGCGUUAUACCAGAUUUUCUCCCAUCUGAACAAGAAAUUGCGAUUGUCCUCGUACCCAAUCCGACGCGCAUUACCUUUGGUCGAGGCUAUCUCGCGAGAUUUCACGGCUGCGCUCUUGAAUGUCCUUGCUUCUCAUAGGCUCAUGUACCUGCCUUAUGACACCUUUGCACAUAUGAUGACGCAGACUGGGGAGGUAUUCAAGAUGUGGGACGAGCAAGUCAAGGAGUUUACGAAUGUGGCCCGCGAAGUGACCAGAAGGCGGAACGAGCGGUUCAUCCCCAUCAAGAUCCAAGCAGAGCACCUCAAAUUACAAGAACGGAUUGGCUUUCUGCGUGGUUUCAGAGAGAGGCAUGAGCAAUUGAGAGUGAUGACGGCACCUGGGAGGCGUGGUCCGGGAGGUGUCGAGGGUGUGAUGGAUGCGGAGAUGGAAGAAGAAGUACGCGCAGCGUACGAUGGAGUGAGGAAUGUGGAUGUGCUGGAUGUUACUCCAGAAGGAACUGAAAUCUGGGUUCAAGCGGAGACGACAUACAAUGAACGCAUUGCAAGAGUCGAGAAUCAGAUCAUCUCCCGUAUGCGUGAUCGGCUAGGGAUGGCUCGUAACGCUAGCGAGAUGUUCCGUGCCUUCUCCAAGUUCAACGCGCUGUUUGUUCGUCCAAAGAUACGCAGUGCGAUCCAAGAAUAUCAAACGCAGCUCAUUGAGUCUGUCAAAGAUGACAUCCAACAUCUUCAUGCCAAAAUGAGAGGACAAUAUCGCAAGUCUGAAGCAUUCCAUAUGGCCCAAAUGCGCGAUCUGCCUGAGAUUAGCAGCACCAUCAUCUGGGCGAGACAGAUAGAGCGCCAGCUGCGAAUGUACAUGAAACGAGUAGAGGAUGUGCUCGGAAAAGAGUGGCAUCACUAUGCCGAGGGUCAGCGCCUUCAACAAGAGAGCGAAAGCUUCCGAAAGAAGUUGGACGUCAGGAAGGUUUACGAAGCUUGGCUGCACGAAGUCAAUCGGCGGGAUAUGUCCAUCCGCGGAAAGCUAUUCGAUAUCGUCAGGUCGCGAGGCACUGGACUUGGCGGUGGACAACAGUACACCCUUCACGUUAACUACGACUCGCAGACCAUCUCUCUCUUUAAGGAAGUUCGUAACCUUCUAUGGCUCAAUGUGCAAAUACCGCAUGCGAUCAACAAUGUUGCUAAAGAGGCGAAGCGUGUUUAUCCGCAUGCCAUCAGUCUUAUGGAGACGGUGCGAACUUAUGGCCAGACGGUUGAGCUUGUCGAGCGAGAAGAGAACGAACCAGUUGGACCUCUGGUGGCUGAAUAUCGCAUUCAAGCUCAAGAUAUGAUCGCAAGAGGCAUCAACUACAAGUGGGAGUAUUACGUGAAUACGUACGACGCUGCCGCAUUCGGAACUGAAGGCACGGAAAGCAAACAUCUAGCGUACAUCCGUAACUUCGCUACUGGUGUCAACUUGCUCCAAGACAAGACCAAUAAUGCGAUAGAGCUCUAUCGUAAUAUUAACAAGGAGGUGGAAGAGCUCUCGACAUGUGCUUAUUCAACGGAAACAUUCUCUGUGCAUCUUGCGAACAUCCAAGCUAUCAUCGACAAACUCAAUCUUGAAGGAUACGCCAACUUGGAACACUGGGUCACUCAGUUAGACACUCGCAUUGAAGAGAGCUUGUUAAGAAGACUGGAGCGAAUAGUCGAAACAUGGUGUGCGGAGUUUGAUACCUCAGCGGCUGGAAAAGAGGACGAUGCGAGGGCAAGGGAUGGCAAGCGGAGAGGAGACAAGCGAAAGGAUAAUGACAAGGACGGUCAUCUUCGCGUCAAGGCAAUUGUUCAUGAGAUUCGCAUACAAAAUCAGGUGAUCUUCCUCGAUCCACCGAUUGAGUAUGCGAGGGAGAGCUGGCUCCGUCAGCUACAUGAGUGGCUUGGUGUCAUUUGUGGCCUUCGUAGAAUACAUACAUCAAGUUAUGAGAUUAGCCUGCAGACAAUAGGCUCCCAAACGGCCGAUUUGACUUACACGCCAUUGUUACUGCGAUUGGACACCAAAACACUCGAACGACCAUUUACUCUCGUCGAGGCAAAGGUGCAAGAGAUCAAGGACUAUGUCGCCAAAUGGCUUCAAUUCCAGUCACUCUGGGAUGUUGAGCCAGAAGCAGUAUUUGCACGUCUUGGUGAUUCCUUGGCUAGUUGGCAGCAACUUCUCAUCGAGAUCAAGCGCACGAGGGCAACAUUUGACAACUCCGACACAUCACAUUCAUUUGGUAUUUGUACCAUCGACUAUGAGCAGGUGCAGUCAAGAGUUAAUGCCAAAUACGACUCGUGGCAGAAGGACAUCCUCAAUAGGUUCGGUGUGAAACUGGGCAAUGCGAUGAAGGAGAUGCAUGCCAGCAUAACAAAAGCGAGACACGAUUUGGAGAACCAUUCCAUUGAAGGACUGAUGGCAGGCGCCGGCAGUAGGCGCUUCUGACGAUCUUUUGUGCUUUUCUUAUUUUAAGGUGGAGGAGCAUGGGCCUAUAUGACAUACCAUCGUAUAAUAUGCAUACCAGUAACGACCUAUUUCUUCCUUGGAUGUAAUAUGCACG